Molecule: messenger RNA, 1536 nt
Organism: Musca domestica (house fly)
Lineage: Eukaryota; Metazoa; Arthropoda; Insecta; Diptera; Muscidae
Exons: 4
Coding region: 176-1453 (425 amino acids)
Source: RefSeq, a predicted model, not a curated record
CUAGCAGAGCACAGACUCAGCUGCACUGCCGUAUUGAAAUUGAUUUCAAACCGUAAACGAAAUUAGUCGCUCGAGUGAAUUCGGCUUGAUCGGAACGUACAGCUAAGGGUGAUCCGUGAAAUCACAAAAAAAAACAAACAGAUAUAAGCAUAACAUAUAACAUACCAGCACAAUUAUGGCGCCCAACAGUAAUGACAACGAGAUCAUCAAUCCCAAUGAAUACUUGAAGAUACCCGAAUGGAUCAAUGAGACAUAUUUUGUACCCAUUCUCGAAAAAGAUGUUGACAACUUUAAGGAAGUUUCCAAAUUCACAGCAGUCGCUGCAACAGCCCCAGGGGAAAAUUACACAUCGAUUAUGGUGCGGGUUGUCAUUGAUGUUAUAUUGACAGAUGGCGCCUCAAAACAAGUCUCAUAUAUCCUCAAAACCGUAUUGGAGAGCGGCAAUCAGGGUUCUGAAUUUGUCAAAUCCAUGAACCUCUUUCCCAAAGAAAUGAAAAUGUAUUCCGAUUAUUUGGCUAAAUUUGAGAAACUCUAUAAAGAAGCCGGUGUGGAGAUACAGCUUGCGCCAAAAUGUCUACAUUGCGAAGAUACACCCGAACGAACCGUCUUAAUAAUGGAAGAUUUAAGUAAAGACAACUUUAAGAAUAUGGAUCGUUUGAAGGGUUUCGAUUCGAAAUAUAGCCGCUUGGUAUUUCAAAAAUUGGCCGAACUUCAUGCAGCCUCUGCUGUGUGGGGAGAAAUAAAUGGAGCCUAUGAUGAAAUAUUCCAGCGCAGUUUCUUGUCCGAAGCCAACAAACAUAUUUUUGCUGCCAUGUAUGAGCCACGUACCGAGGGAUGGUUCAAAGCAAUGCGCGAUUGGGGUCUGCAGGAUAUGGAGAAAUUUGAAGAGAAACGAAUGGAUUUUGAAACGUAUUACAAUGUGAACAUAAACAUCAAUAAAAUCGAUCCGGAUGCAUUCAAUGUUCUCAAUCACGGUGAUAUGUGGACGAAUAACAUUAUGUUUUCCCACGACAAGGAGGGCAAUGUGAAGAAAAGUCUCUUUGUUGAUUUCCAGUUAUGCAAAUGGGGUAGCCCCACACAGGAUUUGUGGUAUUUCUUUACCACCUCCGUUCAGGUUGAUAUUCGGGUCCAAGAAUUCGAUAGUUUAAUUGCAGCAUAUCACAAACGUUUGGUGGAAUGUUUGAAAUUGUUGAAUUACUCCAAGAAAAUUCCCAGCCUUAAAGAUUUGCAGCUAAUGAUGAUCAGUAAUUCGUAUUGGGCACAAUUCACUUCCACCAUUGUCACGGCCAAUAUCCUCUAUCCCAACGACAAGGAUGCCAAUAUGGAGAACAUGUUGAAAAUGGGACCAGAGGCUGAUGCCUUCCGUUACAAAGUUCAAACCGCACCCGUCUUUGUCAAUUCAAUGCGCCAAUGGUUUCCCUUCAUUUACAACAAGGGCGCAUUCGAUGUUUAGCCUAAGAAGUAAUAGGAAAUUGUAGUGUAAAAAUUUAGAACAAAGUAUUUUUAAAUAAAUGUAUUUAUUUUUAUUUUAAUAAC